Molecule: messenger RNA, 13807 nt
Organism: Aedes albopictus (Asian tiger mosquito)
Lineage: Eukaryota; Metazoa; Arthropoda; Insecta; Diptera; Culicidae
Exons: 2
Coding region: 6930-7997 (355 amino acids)
Source: RefSeq, a predicted model, not a curated record
UUAUGUAGAGAGCUGAUACCUAGGUACUAGAUUGCAAUUGAAUUUUCCUGGCUCCCAACUGUGUGUUGACAUGGUUUGAAAUUUUCUCGUUUUUUGUAUGCACUUGGGGGUAGAAGAGUACGUAAUUUAAUUUCAAAGUACUGUUAGAGGGUAGGUAACCCUUUAGCGACCAACCGUUUGCAAUUCAAGUACAUAUUCCGUUUUAUUGCUUGUCGUAGUUCUCUAGAAUGUUUCAUUAGAUGUUACCAUUACCGCAUACACAAUGCUGUUUUUUUUAAGAAAUUAUAUAGCUAUAAUUUCAAGGAAAAAUUAUUAAGGAACUGAAGGACAAUAUAAUGUGGCUUGCGCAAGUUUGUAUUCUGACAGAGUUUUAAUAACUUGGUGGUAGGGGUGGCACGAAGCUUUGCAUUUUUUAAGAUUUUCAUGGAUUUAUACAAAAGUUUGUUAUCCCAUCAAAUAUUGCCAAAAUGAAGCCAGAAUCGACACUUUGAUCGGAGGUUUUCAAUUCAGAUUUAAAUUUGUAAAACGUUUGAAAUUCUACGUUAAAUUAACACGUUUCGCUCAGUCUGCAACCCCAUACUUUUCCAGUCCCUGCCCGACAUGUACGAAAGUGCACAUAAGCAAGCAUAUGCAUAUUCUAUAACGCAUCUUAUCACUGCAGGCGCUUACAAUCGAUGUUGAAAAACUCGAUUGCAUGUCCUCAACGGCACGAACAUCGGACACCACCCUCGCCUCAAGUUCAAUGUUUGAGUUCGAACCUUGAUUGCUACACUGCUAGCUAUGUAUGCUCACCGUCACCACAACCGUCCGGUGCAAUUCACGUGCUUCGAUAUUGGCAGGGUGUAGAGUAACAUGUGCACAAUUUACUUGCAAAUCGAAUUAUGAUUCACUGCGACUGCACUACCGCAGCAGCAAGCUUGGUUUAUAUGCAAUUGCUACUUGUACGCUCUUGUAGGUAUUAAUAUCGCACGUCCGACCGCGGUGCAGCAAUUUUCCAUGCAUGCGUUUAAGUAUUUCAAAGUGGCGGACAUGAUAGUAAAACUCAGAGAUAAAUAUAUGUAACACUUGUAAUAUUAUUUAUUGGAAAAUAACCACAGAUAUACGAACGUCCAAUGCAACAUACUGUUGGUCGAUUCACGACUAGAUGGCGGUAGUGUUCAAACGUCAGACUUUAAUUAAAGCGAUGCGAGUGCCACGAGAGGCCAAAUGUUUUAAUCAAUCGAUAAAUUGCUAUAGAAUUAAGAUAAUUCGUGUGUUGUAUCUGUUUGUUCGUGGAAAUAAAAGUAUGGGUGACGCUGAUGGGCAUAUUGAAAUAUGAUUUUCGACACGAUACCUGGUGCGGUCGUGAAAAUUGUAUGCUUUGUGGUGGGAAUGAGUUAACUAUUUAUGAAUACAUAGCCAUGUAUAAUGAAUUCAAUUGUCUGAAACUGGAUCCGGUGUUCUGAUCAUAUGAUAAUCAAAGAUUUUUUAAACCGUAUGAGUUUAACGUAAGCCUAAGAUCUAAAAUUCAAAAUUUUAUUUAUAAACUCGAAAAAGAAAUGCGAGAGACAUUUACAUGACCUGAAGGGAAAUUUUCCACACAGCUGGAACUUGCACUGAGUUUUCAAUCUUCUGUAUUUUGGAAAGUAGGCAGAGCGCUGCUAUUCAAAAUGCGCUUCCUGAUAACCGUUUGAAUAAACAUUUCUGAAGAUGUAUGACUAACUUUCUAGUGAAUCCUUAAGCAUAAGAAAAUAGGUUGAUUCAUCUUGAUCAAACUCUUAGCAUUAGCAUUAUAGCAUUAGCAUUGGCAUUAAGCGAGUCGCACAAAUUCGUAGGUGGUACAGUCCCAGACCGCUGUUAUGAGGGUUGCUUCCUCCCUGUCCGAACCAAAGCACAAAGAUUUGGGGCUAAUCUCUGACUCUUACACAAGACUGACGCAAUCCUCCAAUGAUCGAGAACUGCCCUGGCCACGUCCUUGCGACUGCUGAGGAAUAGGAAAUUCUGGUUAGUUGGACACCUGAGAAAGAUGUAGACAGCUCAUGAGACAGCUCUACGAUCUCUCUGACCUAGGUGUCACGGGAAUUUGGGUGUUGUUAGUGGAAGAAUAAACUCCAAAGCAAAAGUUUGGUUAACGUUUAGGCACACCAAAUAUUUUCAGACUGCUUCGAAUUAUCCUGGUUCCAUCGUCAUCUUUAUGGCAUUGCUGGUUGGUUGAAUUAUUUGAUUCUUCGGUUCGGUAAAUCUGAUAUAUAAAAUAAUAUUAACAUCUUACGUCGAAUAAGCUACAUAUCAGUGAUACGCUCGUAACAGUUAUUUUUACAAUAUUAUAAUAUCAUAUUAUUUUUAUCAUAGGAUAAAUUUACCUGAUACUUACUGAAACGAAAUGUUAAUCAGCAGUAAAAUUUAAAACAUAUUACACAAACAUCAAAAAUUUAAUCAAACUUUGAUCUUUAAAUGUGUACAUAUAAACUAUGCCUGGUUACUUUAGACAGGGAAAUCUUCUUCUUCUUCUUUAUGGCUCUACGUCCUCACUGGGACUUGACUUGCCUCGCUUCUACUUAGUGUUUUUUGAGCACUUCCACUUAUUAAUUGAAGGGCUUUCUUUACCCGCCAUUGCAUGAAUUUGUGUAUAUUGCAGGCCUGGUAGCGAGUCACUAAAUAUUUAGUGACUUGGUUACUAUUUAUGUGCAAGUCACUAUUUUCAAGACUUUUCUACUGAAGUCACUUUUUCUGUUGAAAAGUCACUAUUUUCAACUAUUUUCAUCGUCCUGAAAUCUUGCCAGUAAGUAGAACAAGAGUUGAUAUCUAAACUAGUGUCUAAAGCUAUGUGUUAUUGGUGACAAUUCAAUGUCUAGUCCAUAAAGGUAUACGCAAAUUCAUUAAUCGCCUUUAUAGAGUAACUUAUUAGUGCAUUUUUUACAUAUGAUUCAUGUGACUACACUUCAAACAGGAGUUAGUAGUGCUAUUCUCGAAAAAAAAUCUGCUGUUUUUUUUCUAUAAAUUACUGGCAAAUUACUUAGACAUUUUUAGAACUAUUGAUGAAACUCUUGGAGUUUACGUUAAAAUGUUCAGUGAGCAUGCUGAAAGCAUUGUGUUUCUUUAUGCAUAUGUAAGAACUUGCAAGAUCUUCCAUAUGAUAUUGUGGUGCAGUUUCUGAAAGAAAUUCAGACAGAUUUCGUGGGCCUGAUAAAAUUCUAUAAAAAAAAAAUCAAAAAAUACAGUUCUGAAAAAGUGUGGUUUUUUAAUCUGUUUAGAAUAUCUGUUUUUACAUAGUUUUUUAUAGUUUUUUACAGUACUCCUCACCUAUUUUCUAAAAAAAAUACCUUUAAAAACGAAAGAAUAAUUCUGCAUUCGGAAAAUAUCUGUUGGUGAGUCUUUCGGUAUGUUUUUGUAGUCCUCUUUGAGAUAUCUCCGAGAUGAUACCUCCCAAAAAUCUGCAGAAAAAUAUUUGAUUUGUUUCAGGAGACCGUAAAAUAAACACUUUUUUAUUCAAAGAAAACCUUCUCCAGGACUUUUCCCAGAGAUAAAUCGACAAAGUCCUUCUAAAAUGACUCUACAUUUUUUUUCCUAGGAUCAACCCAAAGUCGAGAACAUGGCUGUGCUGUGUCAGGCGCAAUCGGAUCAACAUAUUUUCUCUCGUAUCCAAUUAGAUCUGAGGAAAGGAACGAUAUAUCAGGUAUCAGGUAUCAGAAGGCCGGCUCCAGAGGCACGUUAUCCUCCAUUUGGGACAUUUGUGCCAUCGCCAUACAUAUAAGCCUAUUUCAUCAUUUACCUGAGGGAAUGGGACAAGGGAUGGAAUGGGAUUAGGAAAGGGAAAGGUGAUGAAAUAGGAAGGGGUGCCCUAGAAGAGGGAAUGAAUGCAUAAGCGCAAGGAGAGCUCAUAGCUCAUUGGAGGUAGCUUGUGACGUCAUGCAACUUUCAAUAUGACAUUGAAAGGCACAUCAUCGAAAGCAUCCUCAAUAUUCAAGAAAUCACUCAAGCAAAAACUACGUUUGAAAGAGUACUUUCUUGAAAACGUAUACAACUUUGUGUAAAAGAGUCACUGUGGACAUCCCAAAUUCGGACGCAUGUGAGUUCACAUGAAAAGGCAUGUCAGCCAGACGAACAUCACAGAUGUGAUAAUCGACAAUGCGUUUCAAGCAUUUCAGAAAGAACGAGGUAACCAGAUGAAUCUGGAACUCAUUCCUUCUUUAUACAACGCACGCACCCUUUCGGGAUAAAACUAUGGAGUAAUUUCACGCCAUGAAAAUACCCAAUAGCAAACUACAAGAGUUCCAAACAUGUUUGAUAUACUCAAAUCCUUUUGGAGAAAAAUAGGACAAACCCCAAUUUGCACCUGGAGAUUUGAAGUAAGCAGAGCUUUUUAGGGCCCACUAAGUCGAUUAUAUAGCUAUAAUUCUCAAGCGAAAACUAGAGAUUCGUAACUAUACAAAAUAAUGGGUUAUCCGAAGAUAUUUUGAACUUGAACAGAUCAGAGUUCCAUUCAGGAAUACCUCUUGCGGUCCGCACAGACCGCAGAGGACAAGCUUCUUUUAAAGCAAUAGUUAUGGUAUACCAUAAUGGAGGGCAUUGUAGGUACAAAAUCAUAGUGAAACUCUCUUAGAGUAGCAAUGGAAGCGAGUUAUCCAUAAAAUGUGGUUGCAACCAAUUAGUACAGGUUCCCUAGUUUGUUGAGCAGGGUCGCCUGAAUACGCACAUUUUGCGAAAGAACACUCAAAAGUGCAAAGGUCACAUGGAGACUCCUCAUCUGACACAUGCCAAUCAGUCAACUUAUGAGAUGGGUUAGGUGCAAUUCUAUGUUAAGUUAUCCAUGAACUGUACUACCUAAGUAAUCCAUCCAACUGAAGCAUCUCAAAUUAAUGUUUGAGCUACUUCAGAUGAUGUAAUCAUCGUAGCAAUACUGCCAAAUACCAGCGAAAAGAUGCUGAAUACAAGAGCUUGCUUGAAGUCAUCAAUAAGAAAAUGUUGAAACAUACUGUUUACGUUAUUCAAAGAUACAGCCUGCUCGAGGCACGACACUUCAUUUAUAAUGAAAAAAGCAAACUGGGUUCACAAGGUAACCUAUAUAGAAGUUACCCUACGAAAAUGAACUUUUUGAAGCCACUUGGGCUACGCACACUUUUUACGCUAAAAAUUGAUCUGAGGUUUCCUAGCCGUAGCCACUACCCAAACUAGACAGGAUUACACUCUUCACAAUCACAGCACAAAAAGGAAAUAUCAACAGCAAACCAAAUCGGUGUCAAUUGAAAAACGCCAAUGGCGAAAACGCAUUAAGCGAAACCAUAUAGGUAGUAAUGUAAGCUAAUUUACAACAUUUGAAUAAUCCCGCCCUUAUUUAGCCUCAAAUUUGAGACUUAAGAAGGACAACUGAUUAUCUCGGAGAAACGCAAGGUCAACUGCACUAUUGCUCCGGUUAGUGCAGUAAGGGCGUAAUACUGUGGAGGACGCCCUAAUUCUCCACAGGCUCCGUUUGUGGUUAGGUUUUUAUUAGACCCCCCCAACCAUUCAUUCCUUGGCACGGUAAGCAUAAAGCCGCAUAACACCAUGAAUUAGAGGUCACCUGUUUAGUGGACUCUUACCACUGGAUCAGGCGGUCCGUAGUGUUAUUCUUAGCCAAUUGAGACAACCGCUACCGACACUACACAGCUAUCUAGGCUGAUCGGGAAAAGAAGUUAACAUUGAUGGUUAACUUCCAAAUGAGCCCGAACAGCCAUUCAGUUCUGAAAAAGUGUGGUUUUUUAAUCUGUUUAGAAUAUCUGUUUUUACAUAGUUUUUUAUAGUUUUUUACAGUACUCCUCACCUAUUUUCUAAAAAAAAUACCUUUAAAAACGAAAGAAUAAUUCUGCAUUCGGAAAAUAUCUGUUGGUGAGUCUUUCGGUAUGUUUUUGUAGUCCUCCUUGAGAUAUCUCCGAGAUGAUACCUCCCAAAAAUCGGCAGAAAAAUAUUUGAUUUGUUUCAGGAGACCGUAAAAUAAACACUUUUUUAUUCAAAGAAAACCUUCUCCAGGACUUUUCCCAGAGAUAAAUCGACAAAGUCCUCCUAAAAUGACUCUACAUUUUUUUUCCUAGGAUCAACCCAAAGUCGAGAACAUGGCUGUGCUGUGUCAGGCGCAAUCGGAUCAACAUAUUUUCUCUCGUAUCCAAUUAGAUCUGAGGAAAGGAACGAUAUAACUUAUUGGCCCAGAAAAUGUUCGUAAGGUUCAAAUUUCUUGUUUAAGUUUUCCAAGGAUUUCGUUAGGAAAUUUCACAUCCUCGGACACCGCCGCGAAACAUGAAAAUUUAAAAAAAAAAUAUUUUUACUCUUGGCAGAAUGUUCUCCAGGAAUUUUAGCAUAUAUCCGAAAAAAACACCCGGCAAUUAUUUUCAUAGAAAUCUAUUCAGAAAAUCGUCCAAUAACUUGAACAAAAAUUAUUGCAAAUUGACUGAAUUUUUCAAAAUCAAUAAAAAAAUGUUUUGUUAUAAAUCAUUAGGUGUGUGAUUGUUUAUCAUUAGUUCUACUAUUGAAACAGGUAGUUAGUAGUUGGGUUAACUUUAUAAAAUCACAAUCAUAUUCUAAAAAUCAUUGCAUCAUAUUCAUCUAAUUCCGUUUGUCCCUAGUUCGUCGGAAACCGAUUGUACUCUUGUUGAGAACCACUGGAUUAGUCUCUCAUGCUCUCGCCGAUCUGCGUGCUCGCCGAUAGCAUUUCGUUAUGCCUCGGCCGAUGCACAAUCGCAGAUAAUAAAUUAGAAGAAUUGUAAUCGCCGUGUAGUGUAGUAACGUGUCGUCUAUUUAAUGUAUAUUUUAUAGUGUAAAUAAAGUUAUGUUUUAAUCUGUUAUUCGCUACGCCUGGGAGUUUAAUUAGGCAGUAAUGUCUCCCGGCCACCCCGAACUCCAGGACGUAACAGUGGCGACGAGAAAUCCGUGCGUGCAGUGAGGAAUCGCGACGCGUUAAGUUUUCCGCGGAGGAGAAGAUGGGCGACGGUGACACGAUGGACAUCGGGCGGAGUGAGCAAGCACAGCUCCAGCAUUCGGCUUCAAUGGCUGGACAGGAUCUGCACCAGCGUCAGGUGGAUCACUGGCAACACUCGCCGGUUCUGAGGUCAGUAUACCAGAACCAAUAUGCUCCAUUCCCAUCAGUGCCCGUGGAAAUCCGUUCUCAGCAGCAACACAAGUGCAUCAAUCAACCCUCGCAUCAAACCCCAGCUGGAGUCAAUGAAUGCCCCAUUGACUCGCUAUCAUAUGAUGAGCAGCCAGCGGUGCAAGCAACACCGACGCCAUCAUCGUCAGGUCGGUUUCCACUCGAUCGAGAGCAGUACCUCGAUGAGCAGUUUCGGCAGAUGCGAGAAGCCAGCGAUAAAUACUUUGAUAGUAUGAAUCGGCUGAUGGAGCUCCAAUAUCAAGCGUAUGUGGAGCGGAUGAAAACAUUCAACCAGCAGACUCAGUUGAUGUUUUCUCUAUGUUGGGCUGCUCGAGCACUGCAGCCAGCAUACGAGUCACCAGAGUCUUCCCCGAUCAGCACACAACAGCAGGAAACACAACACCAAGCACCGUUUCCAAAUGAUGCCGACUCUACGGCGGCGGUAAUAAAUGAAGAGCAACCGCGGCAGCCACGAGUGGAUCAGCUGUUUGUUCCCGUGUCGACGUUUCAUCGUGACGAACAACAGCAGCAGAAGCAAGCAAUUAAAAACCCUAUUGUCGUACCUGCACCACACGACGACAGUAGUGAUGAGGUUUUCGAACAUGCUCAGCAGAACGAGUGUGCGGCAGAGGUGUUCAAGUCGUCCGUUGUUGGAUCACUUCGAGAAGAAAUAAUUAUCUCCGAUAAGCGACUACCGAUGUGCGGGAAAUGUACUGUGUCCAGUCUUUUUCGUCAGUCGGAUCCAAAAUUCGUGCAAUACUUUUUGGAUCGACAUGGGCAUCGGAUGGAUUUGGCACGUGGACGUGCCUCAGUGUUCAGCGACGUCUUCGAGUGGAUGAUAAACCAACGUGAAAUCAGGAUCAAGCUCCGGUCUUCGGUACACCAGUGUCUGUUAACCUGAUCACCGGCAACGCUAGUAACAAUGUCCACCAUCAUCGCUCUUCCUGCGCCAGAAGACCGCUGUAAUGGUUUACCGUCAUCCGUUUAGAGGGGGAGAUGUUGAGAACCACUGGAUUAGUCUCUCAUGCUCUCGCCGAUCUGCGUGCUCGCCGAUAGCAUUUCGUUAUGCCUCGGCCGAUGCACAAUCGCAGAUAAUAAAUUAGAAGAAUUGUAAUCGCCGUGUAGUGUAGUAACGUGUCGUCUAUUUAAUGUAUAUUUUAUAGUGUAAAUAAAGUUAUGUUUUAAUCUGUUAUUCGCUACGCCUGGGAGUUUAAUUAGGCAGUAAUGUCUCCCGGCCACCCCGAACUCCAGGACGUAACAACUCUAGAGCAACCAUGGGAAGUAUAGAGUUUAUGUUGAUCAACAUAUCUAUUGACGUUCAUCAGCCUCAUGAUCAUUUGUACCCAUCUAGUCGUGCACACUUUGUACUAGAAAAUUGAAUAUACAUGCAAUUUUGUACAAUUUAUGAAACGAGUGAAAGUUUUUUUUCAUGAAAAUGUUCAUUAUGCGAUACUCCAGGGUUUUCUGAAUCAAGUUUGUCUAACAAUUUUAAAUAAUUUAUUUUUGUGCCAAAAGUCACUAUUUAGUCACUUUUUUGCUAUCUGUAAGUCACUAUUUGGUCACUAUUUUCGAGAACUUGGUCACUAAAUUAACUAUUCUGACCAUCACAUGUUGCUACCAGCCCUGAUAUUGUCAGGCAAGUACAAUGAUACACUAUGCCCAGGGAGUCGAGAAAAUGUUCCCGACCGGAACGCUAAUCGAAACCCACCGUCUCUGGAUUGGCGAACCCAAGCCUUAACCACUAAGCUAACUGAACUAGAGGAAAAUAUCAAGACUAAUAUUUUAUUUGGUUGAUCUUACGCCACAACGUACCAUUAUUCUAAGGUGAUCUACCCACGUUACGGGUUGAUUCACCUUGAUCAGAUUGUGGAUAUGUGGCGAAAUCUUAAGAGUUGUUCAGAACUCGGUAAAUCCCAUAAAAAGUUUCUUUAUAAUAGUUCCUCAAGCUAUAUUUAUCCAGCAUCCAUAGUUAUAGGACUGAUACCUUGAACGCCAACAUCCUAUUAUAAUAUAAUACAUUUCAAGUGAAUAUCUUGAAAAUUACACAUCAUAAUUGCAUACUGUCUUCGAAGAAGUUGUUGACUUCUGUUCUACACAUAAUUGUGAGAAGUAUUUCCCAAAAUACUUUUUUUUAUGAUCUUUAUUGGUAUCUCAUUCAAUUAUUACAUUCAUAGACACUAAACUAUUUAGGUGUUCUGUGUAUUAUUACACAUUAUCAUCACAAUUUAUGAUUUAUCCUAAAUAAAUUAAAUUUCCAAAAACACUCAUUUUGCCUUUUGGAAAAAUGUUUGAGCGUUUUUGUUUUUGCGGUUUCCAAACCGAUACAGCCUUAUGCAGUUAAUCUCGAGAAUCCGAUAUGAAUUAGUUCCAGGAUUUCUCCUGGAUAAUUAAUUUCUAAAUUUCACCGAGAAUUCUUUAAUUAGGAUCUCUUCAAGUAUUUUUCUGAGGGGUCGCCCCGGUAUUCGCAAAACGAUUCUCCCCGAGAUUUUUUUCAGAAAUUCCUCAAAAAUUCUUUCAGAUAUUUCUUCCGGGAUUCUCAAAGAGAUUCCACCCAGGAUUUCUACAUUGAUUUCACAAGGAAAACAACGGAUUUCUUCCGCGAUUUUAGAAAAAAAUGUGUCAUGGGUCCUCUUCAUCCCGGGAUGUCCUCAUUGAUUUCUUCCGGGAUCCUAUCAGGGUUUUCUCAGGAAUUCUUUCAAGGAUUCCUUCUGGAUUGUACUUGGAAUUUCUUUAGGAUUUCACCAGGGACUUCUCCAAUAUUAUUUGUUGGGUUUUCUUUUCGGAUUCCAUCACUGAUACCUCCCAGGAUUUCCUUUGUUUAUUGUUCCCGACUUUCCAUUCAGGGAUUCUUUCAAGGACACUUCUCGGGAUUUCUUUAGAGAUUUUUUCCGGAAUUUCAGACACUCGUUAAGUUAUUCAUCUCGAGAAAUUUUGAGGGAUUCCUUUGGAAGUUCCUCCUGGAUUUUUGCUGGGAUUUUUUUAAGGUAUGAUUUCGAAAAAAGUCCGAGUCUUCGUCAAAGUUUUCUUCAGAAUAUAGAUCAUUGAUUCCUUCCUGGGUUGUUCCCGAGAUUCCUACCGGGAUUACUUCAUGAACUUCUGCCGAGAUUAUUUUAUGGAUUUCUUCCGGAAUUUUUUCCUAGAUUUCUCCAGCGAUUUCCUCCGAAAUUCCUUAACGGAUGUUUCCGGGAUUCCUUGUUUGAUCCUUCCUUGGUGUUUAAUGAAUUUCUCCUGGGAUUCUUUCAUGGAUUCCUACAAAGCUCUGCUAAUGAUUCCUCCACGAAUUCCUUCCGGGAUUUCUUCAGGGAUUCCUUCCGUAUUUUUUCACGGAUUCUGCCUGAGUUUCUCUCGGACUUCCUUCAGAGAUUUAUCCUGAGAUUUCUUUAGGAAUUCCUCAUUAGAUUUCUUCAUUUUUUUCGGGUAUUUCUCCCGAAUAGCAUUUAGGGAGUCCUUGAAUUUUUUUUUUUUUGUUUAUAUUUAUGUGUAUUUUAACUUAUAGCUAAUUCUACACUUAAGGGAGUCCUUGAAGAAUUUCUCCUUCGGAAAAUCCUUCCAAGAUUCUUCUGUUGAUUUCUCCAGGAUUUUUUUUUCGGGAAUCCUUUAGGGUUUCGUUCAUGACUUAUGUGAAGGAUUCUUUCAGAUUUUUCAAUUAAUUCCUUCCGAGAUUACUGUAGGGAUUUCUCAAGGUAUUUUGGCAUUUUGGAUUCAUCCAGGGUUCUUCCUGGAUUGUCUAUCGGGAUUUCUUAAGGAAUGUUUCCCUGAAGAGUCUUUACGGAAUUUCUUUAGGGAUUUGAACCGGGAUUCUUUCGGCUUUCUUUCAGGUAUUCCGCCAGAGAUUCAUUAAGGGAUUCCAUCGGCGAUUUCUCCCGAUAUUCUUUCAGAGAAUUUCUUAGAGAUUAUUUUAUGAUUUCUCCGGGAAACGAUUUCGGGAAUCUUAAGCGGUGAUCUAUCGAUAAUUCUUUCAACGUGGUGCGAUAUUUGGUUCUUAAGAUUUGUACUUUAGAAAAUUCAAGGCCCACGUUUUACAUUCAACUUUAUGGCCAUUUUUUGGUAAAUUACGUUGAACAAAAUAAGUAACUGCAAAGAUGUGAUUUCAAGUAGUUGUAAGUGUUGAAUGCGAAGUAAAACUUUACAAAACCAACAAAACCUUUUCGUGAAAACCAAGACCAUCCCCAGGACCAUCCCCAGGAGUUCCUUCAAGAUCAUCCAAAAAGUUCUUCAGAAGCUUAUCUUGUUCCUCCAGAAGCAUCAACACGCCUAGAAAAUUCCUUGUGAACUCUGGUAUGAUUCCGUAAGUAAAUUCCUCCAGAAUAUCCUCUAUAAUUGAUUGAUUUAGCUUUAUGAAAGAGAGUUUCAGCCCUUGGCUGGUUCGUCUCUAUCUUCUAUGAAUUGAAAUAUUACCUAGACACUAUAAUAUUUUAUUUAGUCCUCCUAGUGCAUUAGGGUCAUUUUUGACCCAGACCGUCAGCGAGUUGUUUCCAACGUGAAGCAUUAGGAAGGUUAAGAAUCCAGUAAUAACUACUAAAUCCAGUAAUAAUUAGAACUAUUCUACUGGACCCUGGAGCAACAGGGUCCAAAAGGCCUAUCUAAAUUUCUGCACAAAUCGAUCAAGUAUUCAUCAUCAUUCAUUAUUCUGUCAGUGUAGAACCCUAUUCCUCAAAUAAAAUCUUCAGGGUCACACCAGCAGAAAUCUCAGGUGUUUUUCCAUUAUUUCCAUUUCCUUCCGAACUUCCUUCGUGCAUUGUUUGGCGCUGGUCCUUACCUUUUCUUCCCGAGUGGACUGUAUUCCUUUGUGUAGUUCCCGGAACCUAAGAACUCUAAAGAGGCAAAAUUUGAGCAUUUGGGAUAUCCGUUUUAGAUCAAAUUUCAGGGUUUCUCUGGUUCUUGUAUUAGCAAAGUAUCUAUCACAUGUCUUGGUUUGCUUGGAUCGCUUCUACGUGAUGAUGCAGUCCUAUACUCAAACAAGUAUUUUUGCGAGAUUUUCUGUAAGAAUUGGUCAGAAGUUGCUUUAGGCAUCCCUUUUAGGAAUGGUUCCGGGUCAUUUGACCAAACGCCAUUUGGCCGAAAGGGUAACUUAACUGAUCAUGCCACUGUUUUCUAUAUCAGUGUCAGUCGAAAGAACAGCCUAUGAUUCAAAGAAGGAAAAAUCUCUGCUAAAAAUAUUCACAGUUUCAACGCCAGUAAAUCCCUACUAGAAAGAAUAGCCUAUGAUAAAAAGAAGGAAAUAUCUCGACACCAACAUUUCAAAAGAGCGUAACUGCUUUUGCAACCAAUGCCUUCUCACAGAGCUGUGGGUCGUAUUUCAUUCAUCUCACGUAAUUCACAUCCAUUAAUCGAAAGAGGAGGAUUUUAUCUUUCUAUUUGUGCUAGUGGAUUGCUCGAGAGGGAUGGGAUACGCUCCACAGCUUUGUGAGAAGGCAUUGGUUGUAAAUGCAGCUACGCCCUUUUGAAAUGUUGGUGCCGAUUUCUGAUGGUCAUAUUGGCAGCUAGAAUGUCUCCAGAGUUAGCUUCCGUAACAAAUUCUUUUGAUCAGGAUUUCGCCAAACGGCAUUCGGCCAAACCUUUAGGAAUUCCUGUUGGAACAGCCAAAAAUUCUUGCUGGAUCGUUCAAGAAUUUAACAUGUUUUUUUUUUUUUGUUUUCUAUAAAUGUCUCCAAGAAAUUCUCUAGAACUCUAUGGAGCUAUUUCUAUAGAAAUGUUGGCUGUCAGGAGUUCUGCUAAUAAUUCUUCCAGGAAUUCUCCCGGCUAUUCCUCUGGCAAUUUUUCCUGAAGUUCUUCCAGGAAUUCCUGCAGAAAUUCUUUUAGGAGCCAGUCUUCAAUAAACUCCUGAAUACAAACACUUAGAAGAAUUAGUUUUGGAAUCAGUUGAGGGAUUGUUAAAAUUCCGUAAAGAAUUACACAACAUGGAAAUACAAUGCAUUCCAUCAAUUGCACCAUGCAUGCAUACUACAGGUCGGACUCGAUUAUCCGGAGUCGGGUUUUGGAACUUCCCAAAAUAAUACAUAUCUUGCAAACGGAAUGCUGUAAGAAGCUGACAUUUUGACUGACACAAUGUCAAAAUUUCAGAGUUAUAGAUAAUUCCAUUCUCCAGAUAUACAUUUGAGAAGCAUUCGAACCCGACUCCGGAUAAUCGAGUCCGACCUGUAUAGUGGAAUCGACGAAACGACAUUAUCAGCAUUACACUGACUGCUACGCAAGAACCAUGGUUGAUCAUUUAUGUCGACUCGCUCGAGAAAGUACUGCAAGGUCCGAUAACCUGUUGUGUAGUUCAGAACUGCUGUCAAUUUUGCGGUAUGCUGCAAAAUGAAAAUGAAAAAAAUAAAAAGAUGAUGAUGAUUGUGUAUCUACCAUCAACGUAUGUCAUGCCUAAACGGUAUGAUCUACCUACGUGAUGUUUUGUCGUAGUAGGGUAAGCUAAAUUCACUGGAGACCUUCGGAAACAACAUGAUGGUUGUUUUAUUGUGAUAAAAGCCUGGCUACCCCACGGAAACGAGUUAAUUUAGCAUACUUAGGCUAACCGAAUCACAGCUUGGUUUAUAUACAUGUAAACAUGACAUAAAAAUUAGGCUAGUUCUAAAACGAAGUUUAUAUUGAUUUUUUGAAAGUUUCUCUCAGAACCCAGAGCUUUUGUCCCAUCAAUCCCUUAUUGCAAUCUUACUCCUUUUUAUACUAGUACACCCCGUUAACUACACUUCCUGACCCACGCUUCACUUC